UACGAUUAUGAACUUUUGCAAAGUGAAUAUGCACAUAUUUUAGAUCCUGGGAGGAGUGGUGUCAUUUGUCAACCUAAGGCGUUUCUUUCAUUAUGCACUGAAGGGGGUUAACCAGUUUUAACCUUUUUGUUGUUGUUUUUUUAAUCGAAGACCUCUUUCCUCAAAAGCUGAACGAGUACGUUGUUUUCGUCCAUUUCCCGGUGAGUCAGUUCUCAAUGAAAUGAAAUCCAACGGAGAGGUUCCGAGUGAUUUGGAUCUGAGCUUCCUGUCCGCACACGAGGAAGGUGCGAUUCGGCAGGUUUUACAACGCGAUGAAAAACUUAGAAAACAAGAGACGGGACGCGUCAGACGACUGCGGCUGUCCCUCGCCGACCCCGGGCAGCUGAAGAUUAUGACCGGGGAGUGGUUUGACGACCUCCGGUCCCGGCGCCAUGGGCGGCGGGCUGUCGCCACGGACAUCGUGCGGUCCUCGAUCAGAAGGAAGAAGGCUCCAGCACCGCGGAGCAACCCCUUCAGCGACGGGGGAGAGACGGAAUUCAGAGAGGAGGAGAUCGGCGGCCGAGGCGAGCCAGCGGACGCACCCGGAUGCCAACCUGCCUUUCCAAGGAGCUGCCUCCCUGCUCCUGUUAAAGAGGAGGAAGACACAACAGAGGAGAUUGCUCUGGAUAACAAUGGAUUUGUCAACAGAAGUGAAAAACGCAACGUUGUGAAGGAGGAAGUGACUCCAAGACCAGUGGCGUACCUCUCCACAGAGAGGACUGCACCCACAGGUAUCACAGACACCCCUUCUGUGGAUGUACUGGAAUGGACAUAUCCACACUAUAGAGUUGAUAAGCAAAUACCCAGAGGUGAAAAGAGCCUGAAUCCAUUUAUUCCUCAAAGCAAAGAGAGUCCCCCUUGCAGCCAUUGUGCAGCCGUUGAAACUCGGGCUUCGGACCAGAAAACCAGCUUGGAAAACAGGUUGGCUGGUUCCUCGCCAGUUGAAGAUUCGGCUAAUGAACUUCAGUCAUCCUCUCCCCAGACGCCCAGAACUGCUCCUCAGAGUGAACCCGCAGAAGACUCUCCUGUCAAAUAUCUCGAACCCAGUAGAGAGUUGCUCUUUGCCUCAGAUUCACGAGAGGAAGAAGCUGUGGAGGACAGCAAGGCAGACACAUCCAGACAGACAGAGCUGGGAAGCAGAAAUGCUGAGACUGAUCAGAAUGACCCGGAAGCUACCUCAGGACAAAAUGAGCGCUCAGACACAUUUUGGGCUGAAACACCAGAGCGGUCAAAGAAGAGUGAUGGAAAGCCGUUUUGUCAUGUUGAGGUAGAGCAGUGUGAAACUGGGAACCGGGGCCCAGAUGAUCAUGUCUUUCCAGAGGUCUCAGAAGCUCCCCCUGAGUGGCACUACCUCGAUAAGCCAUCUGAAACCCAGACCACACAAGCUGCAGGGGCUGACAGUCAGGUGGAGUCACUGCCAUUUAAUGAGACCCAUAAACUCAAAGGAAAGAGUCCAGCACUUGCUGGCGCGGAUGCCGAGGCGGCGCAGUGGCUGGAACAUUCAUCAAGUGAAAAGCCAGAGGGCCUCGGAGCUAGAGGUGAACCUUUGGAAUCCUGGAGUAUGGAAGAAGGCCAUUCAUCUGCAGAAGGGGAAACGGGAGCGCAGACUGUGGGUGAACGUUCAUUCUCAGCAGAGAUUCCAAAUCUUCCUUUUGACGGCACGUCUGCUCCAGGUGCGGUCACAGCUGUACCUGGCACACGGAGCUUUCCGGAGAUGGACAGCAGCCCAGCUCUGGAAGGGGUCGUCGAGAAGGGCGCAGAUGAAUUUGGUGAGGCGGAGAGCUCUGGUGGAGCGCUCUCGGCGGGGGGAGUACGGGAGCAGGACCAAAGUGAAUUUCCGCUGGACUCGCCCGUGGGCCAGGCUCCGAUUUCCUCAGAUGUUGGGGGUGGAGCUGUUACCACGGUGAGGAGCAUGACCCAAUCGCAAGCGGGAGAGUCACACAGCACUGACACGAGAGAAGAGGCAGAAUCCACCUACGUCAAGGAGCAACCUCUACAGGAAGCGACACGGGAAGGUGUUAAACACCCCAUUCCCACGAUUGUGGUGAUUCCAACAGAACCUUUAGCGCCAGAGGACCCCAAGGUUGUUUCUGUGCCAGGGUGUGAGCACCAGGCUGCCGAUCUGAAAGCCUCAGCUCCCGGUGGCAUACCCGGCCCGCAUUCUGGCUCCGGCUCUGCUGACCUCUGGGAGGACGAGGCGGUGGACUCUGACGGUGACGACUGCAGCUCGGUGUCCAGCGUGGGCUCGGACCUCCAGGGGAGGAGGGGCUUAACCUCCAGCGCGCUGUCACUCUCAGGGCUGAGUUCGAGCACGCUCAGUGUGUACAGUGACGCAGGGGACUUCGGGAACCUGUCCGUCCAGGGGGCCGUGGAGUUCUCUCUCAGGUACAGCAGUGCGGGGGAGCUGGUCAUCACGGUCGCACAGUGCCAGGACCUGGCCUUCGCCAACACACGCAAACAGCGCACUGACCCGUACGUUAAGACCUACCUGCUUCCUGAUAAGUCCCGUCUAAGCAAAAGGAAGACCUCCAUCAAGAAACGCACAGUAAACCCAGUUUAUGGAGAAUCACUUAAAUACAAAAUCAAAAAGGAGGAGCUCCGGGAAAGAACGCUGAACCUGUCUGUGUGGCACAAUGAUUCCCGUGGGCGGAAUGUCUUUCUGGGACAGGUGGAGAUCGACCUGAGGACCUGGGACUGGGGACACGAGGCCCUGAACUGGUACAACCUGCUGCCCAAGAAUUCUGACACCCAGGAGUCAGCUGAAUGCCAUGGGUGGUUGACCGUCGCACUAAAAUAUGUGCCAGCCGGAUCCGCAGGUGGUGCUGGGUCUGGCUCCGGCGAGAUUCACGUUUGGCUGCGGGAGGCCCGGGACCUGCGUCGUCUGAAGCCCCAGGGCGUGGACUCCUUCGUAAAGUGCUACAUGCUGCCGGACACAAGCAGGAAGAGCCGGCAGAAGACGCGGGUGGUGAAGAGGUCCCAGCACCCUGUGUACAACCACGCCAUGGUGUACGACGGCUUCCGGCCCGGGGAGGUCCGCGAAGCCUGCUGCGAGCUGUCCAUCUGGGACCACAACACCCUGUCCAACCAGUUUCUGGGCGGAGUGCGGCUCAGUCUGGGGAAAGAUCAGAGUUAUGGCAAGAAGGUGGACUGGAUGGACUCGGUGAACCAGGAAGUUGAACUGUGGGAGAAAAUGUUGUCCAGCCCAAACACCUGGGUGCAGGAGGAAGUGCCCCUGAGGUCUUCAAUGACCCCCAGGAAGUAGGGGGGAGAAACCAUUUCUCGCAUCUCCAGGGUCCCAGCGUUUGUGCUCAGUGCCUGUGAGGUGUAGUGGACAGAGACGAUCUCAUAGUCAGAGGAUUACCAGUGUGGCACUGCUGUGCUGUCCUUGAGCAAGGUACUUCACCUGAAUCCCUUCUGUAAAUAUUAGAGUGUGUAUGUGAACAAUAUGAUCAUAGCACACUGUUAGCCUCCCUGGAUAAAAACAUCUGCUUAGUAAGAAUGUACUGUAAUGUACCACUCACAGGUUCAGGAGUCCCCAUAUUACUGAAUGAGAUUUUGUAUUCUAAAUAAUCCCUACUGCUGCUUCCUGGCAAACAUAUAUGGAUAGUGCGGACAGUAUCUGACCUUGCUAUAACUGGAACUUAGUAGAAUGUGUUUGUCUGCACAGAAAUUUUGCUGAGUAAUUUUCUAAUUGGUCUCAAGGAAAGCGUUCGUUUGAAUGUACCCAGGGCACAGCAACAAGCUGUUGAUUUAUUUCAGUGGUGUCUGAUAUUUGUAUGGUGCAUAUAACCAAAUUCUUUCCCUGUUUUUGUUUUCCAUAGAACCACUGUACGCACUCAUGGAGACACAUGUUGACUGUUUGUGAUAUUUUAGAGAAAAGCAUGCUGGACCAUUUGUUCCCAAAGCUGGGCAGUCAGAUCUGAACACAAGCUGACUCAAAAAUCUAAUUGUAACCGUGGUGGUGGGGGAAAAAAAGCCUUUUUCUGAGGUGAUCAAAAACCACUGUUAUUGAUGAGUGGAAAUAUCAUUAUACAGAUUACCAUGCAAGCUAGUGUCAAGGUUAGAGUAUGUGCAAUAAAUAAAUCAAUAUUGCAAUACAACAUUAUUCACCCAAAUGAACAGCAUUUACUGUGAUGCCUCAAGCUCACAGUCACAUUUCAUGAUUGAAUUUAACUGAAGGGAUGUUCGUUCAAGUGGAAAAAAAAAUGUUUGUGAUAAGAUGGUAUAAUAUAAAGUUACUUCUUAAAUAUUAAAGGUGGAACUUAUAUACGAAAUGUAGAUUCAGAAAAUCCUUUGCUCUGACGUCACAGAAGGACAGUGAGUGACAGAUGACCUAGCAAGUGCUGCGUAGUGCUCAUGCACCAAACGCCACUCCAAAAAUCAAUGGAUAAGCUAAUAAAUAAAUUACAAUUUCAUUAUAAGGGUGGUUUCUGACUAUAGAAGAGGACUGGCAGAAUAAUAACAAACAUAUUAUCCAAUAUGCCAGCAAAACAAAUUUGUAUGUUUUGGAAAAACAGAAAUGGAAUUUUACCUGGGGACUGUAAUAACAAUUUGUCAAAAACAUUUCCAGGUAAUGCCUGCAUUCUACCACUUACCCUGUAUUCCAGAGUAAUGUGGGUAAAUAGCAUUUUUAAAGAUUAAAUUUUGGGUGGGUGAAGACCAUCCUUGCUUUUGACCCAGUACGGCACUUCUUCUGUUUGUCCUUGAAUGUCCCUGGUUUUCAGACUGGAUAGUUUCAGAGCAGUCUGAUCCUCACUGGAAGGCAUUCCAUUCCAUAAUGAGAGAAUGCCGGAAUUAAGCAAUAUCCACAAUAGCAGGAUGGUUAUCUCAAAUCAUGUAAUACCUUUUUUAUGUAUUUUACUAAAAAUGGGCCCAAUUAACUGCCAAGCCUAACAACCGAUCUGUUCUUUUUAAAAUAUAUAAUAGAUCUCAGAAUGUUUCUUGAUAUCUUGAACAAGCCAAUUAAAUCACAAACCUUGAUUUUCAUUAUAACCUCCAACACAGUCACAGAUUUUAUGCCUUUUUUAAUUGCAUUGGGAAACAAGAUUCUCUCCACGGUAUUUUGUAAAUGUGGUAAAGGAGCCAUGACUAUACUGUACUAUUAAUGCCUUUUAUUUUGGGGGAAAAUAUUCAGUUAUUUUGUGGAAAAAAGGCUUUGGGGUGUUCUGUUUCAGUCAGGUGAUAUCUGACGAAAACUGCUGCAUAUUGACACAGUUGUGCUCAUGCACCAAUACAAAAAUAUAUAUCAAUACAAUAUAUCUCUCAAUGUGUCAUUUUCUUAUG
This is a messenger RNA of Megalops cyprinoides (Indo-Pacific tarpon), 5322 nucleotides long. RefSeq names its product synaptotagmin-like protein 1. Gene Ontology annotation, molecular function: neurexin family protein binding; small GTPase binding. The record is from RefSeq and is a predicted model, not a curated record. Gene Ontology annotation, cellular component: plasma membrane; exocytic vesicle. Gene Ontology annotation, biological process: intracellular protein transport; exocytosis. Bases 221 to 3301 code for a protein of 1026 amino acids. Lineage: Eukaryota; Metazoa; Chordata; Actinopteri; Elopiformes; Megalopidae. The transcript has 17 exons.